CUGUUUCGAUUACUUCUCAGUGACAGAUGGUGUAUGGAAUGAGUGCGAUUGUAUAUAUUUAACUGUGAUAAGUUGUGCUCUGUGUAGAACACAUAAUAAGGAGAUUAAAAAAUUCUUCAAAAUGGCUAUGCGAAACUUGACAGAACCUUUUAUUUUAAUGCGAAACAAUGCUUUGCAAAGCAAGCAUAUAUAUGCCGAACAAAACCUGUCCGAUCGAAUGGCACUAGUAGGUCCAGAUUCUGGCACUUCUGAUAAUGUUGAACUAAAAAAUAUCAAUUUAGAAAGUAAUGCACCACCUGUUUGGACGGAUGCUUUGGAAGAGACACAGUAUAUUUUAAGUAGAUUACGUGUUAAAAUAGAUACCUUGGUAGAAUUACAAUCCAAACAAUUAACUAGACCGACCCUAGAUGAUACCUCACAGGAGGAAAGACAAACGGAACAAUUGACACGAGAAAUAGGACGUGCAUUUUCUAAUGGUUAUCAUCAAGUCCAAACUAUAAAAAGUGAAGCAAAGCAUGCUGCUAAUCCCACAGAACGUCGGUUAGCCAUAAGUGCAGUAACAGCUCUUUCAAUAGCUUUACAAGAGUUGGGUGUUAGAUACAGAUCAGCUCAGAAUUAUUACUUAACACAGGUGAAAUCAAGAGAAGAGAGGAGUAACCAAUUUUUUACCGAAGAUCAGUCGAUAUUUUUAAACAACACUGCAGGAGACACAUGGUUAAUGGAAUCUAACGAAACAAGUGCAGAUUUGUGGCAUGAAAACGAACAGAAGCAAAGUUCUGUACUUUUACAGUUAGAAGAACCAGAAGAUAGAAUGAAAUUAGCUUUGGAAAGAGAAGAAAAAAUUGGCAACAUAGUUCAAAGUAUAGCAGACCUCAGAUAUAUAUUCAAAGAUUUAGCGAGUAUGGUGCAGGAUCAAGGCACUAUUUUGGAUAGAAUUGAUUAUAAUAUCGAACAGACCCAAAUCCAAGUACAAGAAGGUUAUAAACAAUUAAAAAAGGCAGAUUCUUACCAAAGAGCUAAUAAGAAAUUAUAUUGUAUAGUCGUGCUUGCGGGAGCUAUUAUUGUAAUUAGUUUCUUUUUCGUCGUAUUUAAAACAUGAAGCACAACUUGCAUACGAAUUUCGUGGAUACACCUUAAUGUACAAUUAAUUGUGAUUUAUUAACUUUUCUUGAAAGGAAAAAAAGAAGUAUUUAUUGUAUAUAUGUUUUAAUGCAAGAAAUAAUAUUUUUUAGCAUAAUUUGUAAAAGUUAUAAGACGCAAGUUGAACGAAAGAAAAGUGAAUGAAAUAUUUAAUUGGAACGGAUAAGUUCGAUCAAUACGUAUAGUGGAUAAAGAGUGUUACUUUUCAUAUAAAGUUUUAAAACAUUGACUUGAUAAUUUUAAAUUGUAAACAAUUCAAAGUUUCUUCUUGUUUCUAUACUGAAAUCAUUCCAGUACUAAUCGCGGUGCUGUUUUGUUUGAGUGUUGUUAUGUACGUGACCACAACCAGUUACAUAUGUGUUUAGGUGUAUUUUACAUGUAAAUUAAUUAACUAUAACAUAUAUUUACUUAAAAAGUUUUCUUUUUCAAUGAAUUUGGAUUUGAAGGUGAAAGAAAAUGGAAUGUGUUCAAAUAAAACAUAUUACGCGACUA
This is a messenger RNA of Osmia bicornis bicornis, 1632 nucleotides long. It is a transcript of the gene Syx16, whose product is annotated as syntaxin-16. Gene Ontology annotation, biological process: intracellular protein transport; vesicle fusion; vesicle-mediated transport. NCBI's taxonomy places the organism in Eukaryota, Metazoa, Arthropoda, Insecta, Hymenoptera, Megachilidae. Bases 122 to 1099 code for a protein of 325 amino acids. The record is from RefSeq and is a predicted model, not a curated record. Gene Ontology annotation, molecular function: SNAP receptor activity; SNARE binding. Gene Ontology annotation, cellular component: membrane; endomembrane system; SNARE complex. The transcript is spliced from 5 exons.